UGUUUUCUUGUGUGGAGUUAGUGGCUUAUCCGACGAAGCUUUAAUGGCUUUGCUUCUACUUUGUUACCUGCUUGCAAUAUCUGUGUCUGCUUAUGGAGAUGCGUAUAUCGGUGUCAACAUUGGCACAGAUGUCACUAACAUGCCAAGUCCAACAGAGAUUGUAGCCCUUCUUAAGGCUCAAAGUAUCCAACAUGUGAGACUCUAUGAUGCCGACAGAGCCAUGCUUCGUGCACUUGCCAACACAGGAAUCCGUGUGAUUGUUUCUGUUCCUAACGAUGAACUACUCGGCAUUGGUCAGUCCAAUGCCACUGCAGCAAACUGGGUUACACGCAAUGUCAUAGCUCAUGUUCCUGCUACCAACAUUACUGCCAUAGCUGUUGGAUCCGAAGUCUUAACUUCCCUCCCAAACGCUGCACCAGUCCUAGUCUCAGCUCUAAAAUUUAUUCAAGCGGCUCUUGUUGCGGCUAAUCUGGAUCAACAAAUUAAAGUAUCUACUCCACACUCUUCUUCUGUAAUCCUUGACUCAUUUCCACCUUCUCAGGCAUUUUUCAAUAGAACUUGGGAUCCUGUCAUGGUUCCCUUGCUUAAAUUUUUGCAAUCAACAGGUUCAUAUCUUAUGCUCAAUGUAUACCCUUAUUAUGAUUACAUGCAAUCCAACAGUGUAAUCCCUCUGGAUUAUGCUUUGUUCCGUCCCUUGCCUCCAAAUAAGGAAGCUAUUGAUUCCAAUACCCUUCUGCAUUAUACUAAUGUUUUUGAUGCAGUUGUUGAUGCAGCUUAUUUUUCAAUGUCAUAUUUGAAGUUUACCAAUAUCCCUAUUUUAGUCACUGAGUCAGGAUGGCCUUCCAAAGGUGACUCGACUGAGCCAGAUGCAACUCUUGAUAAUGCUAACACUUACAAUAGUAACUUGAUCAGGCAUGUUCUUAACAAUAGUGGGACUCCUAAGCAACCUGGAAUCGGAAUUAGUACGUAUAUUUAUGAGCUUUAUAAUGAAGACUUGAGAUCAGGUCCAGUGUCUGAAAAUAAUUGGGGGCUGUUUUAUGCUAAUGGGGCACCAGUGUAUACCUUUCACUUAUCUGGUUCUGGUACUGUAUUUGCAAAUGAUACAACAAACCAAACCUUUUGUGUUGCUAAGAGUAGUGCUGAUACUAAGAUGGUUCAGGCAGCACUUGAUUGGGCUUGCGGACCGGGAAAGGUGGAUUGUUCGCCUUUGCUGCAGGGUCAACCAUGUUAUGAACCAAAUAAUGUAGUUGCACAUGCUACUUAUGCUAUCAAUUCAUAUUAUCAGCAGAUGGCUAAAUCUACUGGGACCUGUGAUUUCAAAGGAGUUGCUUCUAUCACCACUACAGACCCAAGUCAUGGUUCCUGUAUAUUUCCAGGAAGUGGUGGUAAAAAUGUUACAAAUAUAAAUGGCACAGCAUUGGCUCCAUCGAUCAAUUCCACAAAUUCAGGAUGCUUGUCACAAUAUUACAGUGGUGGAUUUAUUACAAGUUAUGUGAUUCUUACUUUACUUUUGAGUGCAGUUAUCUUGUAAAACUAGAAUGACACGCUCUUCAACUACCUUUAAAAGGAUUGCAGCAUACCCAAUUUUG
Abrus precatorius (Indian licorice) is the source of this 1589-nucleotide messenger RNA. RefSeq names its product glucan endo-1,3-beta-glucosidase 3-like. Gene Ontology annotation, molecular function: hydrolase activity, hydrolyzing O-glycosyl compounds. Lineage: Eukaryota; Viridiplantae; Streptophyta; Magnoliopsida; Fabales; Fabaceae. Bases 44 to 1531 code for a protein of 495 amino acids. The transcript is spliced from 4 exons. Gene Ontology annotation, biological process: carbohydrate metabolic process. The record is from RefSeq and is a predicted model, not a curated record. Gene Ontology annotation, cellular component: plasma membrane.